AUGGAGAUCGGCGACGAAGUCCGCUUCGAAGGAAGUGAUCUCACGGGCGUCCUGCGCUACCUCGGCCCGGUCGAGGGACGCGACGGACACUUUGCCGGCCUCGAGCUGAUCGGCGCGUCGGUCGGCCAAGGAAAGAACGACGGAACGAUCCAGGGUGUGCAAUACUUUGCGACGACGCCAAACAACGGCAUGUUUGGCCCGUCGGCCAAGCUCGUGCACCUCUCGACCACACGGCCCUCGAGCGCGACGGCCCGGCCGCUGUCGUCGCUCUCGGGCCGCGCAUCGCGCUCCGAGGAGCGGCCACCAUCGCGCGCGCGGCAGUCCAACGUCCCGCUGCCGAGCGCGACGCCGCAGCGCAGGACGCCGGCACGCGGCAUGCUGUCGCCCGGCGUCCGCACGCCUCACACCUUUGCGCGCCCGAGCGGCCUGAGUGCGACGCCGCAGGCGACGCGCACCACGUCCAUGCCGCGCUCGGUCCGCCGCCCGACGUCCGCGGCAGGGCACGCACGCCCGACGAGCGUUUUGCGCACGCCGCGGCGCGAGCCGAGUGGAUUCUCGUUCGACGCCCCGGCGCCGGCGUCCGUAGACGAUCCCAGCCGGCGCCUGGGGCUCCUGGAGCAGAUGGACCUCGAAAACCGCAGCGCAACAGCGCUCGGUAGCGCGGACGACACCGUGCCGAUGGUCGUCCACGAGCAGGUCGCCGAGGAGCUCAAGAACGCCCAGGCGCGUCUCCAGACGCUCAAGGUCUCGUCGGAAGACACCGAGGCACUGCGCGAGCAGACCGAGACGCUCCGCACGGAGCUCGCGGCGGUGCGCGCCGAGAUGGACAAGAUGCGCACCGAGUCCGAGGGCGACGCCAAGCUCAAGCCCAUGGUCACGGCGUGGGACCGCGAGCGCGCCGAGCUCAGCAGCCGCAUCGAGGAGCUGCAGGGCGCCGGGCGCGAAGCGAUCGCCGUGUUUGAGCACCAGCUCGACCUCGCCGCCACCGAGCAGCAGGGGCUGCGCACGCAUAUCCAGGAGCUCGAGACGCAGCUCGCCAAGGAUCCGCGCGACGCGAGCGUCUCGGCGACGGACAUUGACCUCGCGAAUUUGCGCGAGCAGAACGCACACCUCACCGACAAGGUCGCGGCCCUCGAAGAGGAGCUCGCCGAGGCCAAGGACAAGCUCGACGCGGCGAACGAUGCGGCAAAGAAGGCGUCCACCGCCCACGACGCGGCCGCCGGCAGCCUCCGGGAAAAGAUCCGCGCAGCCGAGCAAGAGAGCGGCGAGCACGCAGACGCCGCGCGCCGCGCCGAGGCCGAGGUCAAGAAACUCGAGGCGGCGCUCCAAGCAGAAAAGGCCGCGCACGAGCGCGAGCGGCAGGAGAUCGAGUCGAUGCGCGCUGCACCGCACGACGAGCAGCUCCAGGCGCAGCUCAAGAAGCUCGAGGCAUCCAAGAAAGAGCUGGAAGACGUGCACGCAAAAGAGAUCGCCGAGCUCGAGUCGCUGGUCGAGUCGCGCAUCUUCCGCGAAGACGAGCUGGAGACGGAGAUGGAGCAGCUGCGAAAAGAGCGCGACGAGGCGCUGGCCAAGUUGAAGGAAUAG
Messenger RNA from Malassezia japonica, 1584 nucleotides. RefSeq lists its product as uncharacterized. The record is from RefSeq and is a predicted model, not a curated record. Gene Ontology annotation, cellular component: microtubule plus-end; cytoplasm; nucleus. Gene Ontology annotation, molecular function: microtubule plus-end binding. The transcript has 2 exons. The coding region runs from base 1 to 1584 and encodes 527 amino acids. NCBI's taxonomy places the organism in Eukaryota, Fungi, Basidiomycota, Malasseziomycetes, Malasseziales, Malasseziaceae. Gene Ontology annotation, biological process: cytoplasmic microtubule organization.